This is a messenger RNA of Temnothorax curvispinosus, 2325 nucleotides long. RefSeq lists its product as uncharacterized. Gene Ontology annotation, biological process: regulation of transcription by RNA polymerase II. The transcript has 2 exons. The record is from RefSeq and is a predicted model, not a curated record. Gene Ontology annotation, molecular function: DNA binding. NCBI's taxonomy places the organism in Eukaryota, Metazoa, Arthropoda, Insecta, Hymenoptera, Formicidae. Gene Ontology annotation, cellular component: transcription regulator complex; nucleus. The coding region runs from base 109 to 1053 and encodes 314 amino acids.
UGAUGUGAUUCGUACUGCUGUGUUUAAUCGUGUUUGGCUUUUGGAAUCGACGCGCAGCGAAGAGAUCGAAGAAAUACGUACCGCGUAAACUUAUCGGUUUAAUCUCCGAUGGAUGACGAGAUGCUUAUCGAGUGCGUGCGAAAGCACGCAGAGCUGUACGACGUUUCCGAAAAGAGAUACAUCGAUGGGAUUCACAAGCAACGCGUAUGGAAAGAGAUAUCGCAGUGCCUCGGGCAUUCAGCGAUAACGUGCAAGACGCGAUGGAACAACAUCAGGGACAACUACCGGAAAUCCCUGAAGAAACGAGUCACGAGAAGCGGACUGACCGGACAGCCCAGGAACAUGAGAUACAAAUACGAGAACCAGUUAACCUUCCUGCUGCCAUUCAUAAGGGAGAGAGACCCCAAUCACUCGGAUUCUAUUAGGGAAAGUGAUGAGGUGCCGGCGGCGGAAGAGACGCCGCCGAUGAAGCGCGAUGACAUUCGCGAUUUGCAAACGAAGCCGGCCGCCAAUCCCGAAGUGACUGAGGACGAAACGAACAUCAGGUCGCACGGUGAGGAACCGACGGCGAGGAACGAAGAGCCCAGACAAGAAGUCGAGGAUGACUCAGGAUUGGUUAUCCCCAGGAUUGAAUUAACGACCUCGAAUUAUUCCGCAAAGAGCAACGAUCUCAAGCUCCAGGCCGCGUCGUCCCAGUCUCACUCCGUGGACGCUUUCCUGGCCAGCAUCGCGCCGACUCUGAAGUCACUGAGUCCCUAUUACCUGAACAUCACCAAGACCAAGAUAUUCGCGAUCGUGCAGGACGUAGAAAUUACUCAAAUCCUAAAUCGGGAGAUGCGGCAGGAGCUGCGGGAUAAGUGGCAGGAUCGGCAGGGUCGGCAGGAGUGGGAGAUGGAGCUGGAGCGGCGGGACUGGGAGAGGCAGCUGGAGCGACGACACUCGGAGCGGGACCAGGCAAAAAAGAAGCGGGCGACCAGCAGCCCGAAUGAGUCCAGCGCGAGUUCGUCCAGUCCGAAGCACGUGUCGCCGCCGCCGUACGACUUUGUCCUAUAGAUUGUCCCCAGUUUCCCCCUUAUAUUAACGACGUAAAUUGAUCGCGAUGGAUUUCUUUCUUCAAACGAAUUUCAGAUUUUUGUAGCUCGCGAUUCGUACGAGAUUCGCGAAUAGCAUUGACAGGCAGAUUCGUCGAGUUCGCGUUCGUUGUUUAACAUUCGUGCUGACACGCCAGUGGAGCGGUUUUUCGACAAAAUCGAAGGGCGCGAAUCAACAAAGUGUCAAUUCGCCUUGUUCGCAUACAGAGCUACAUAUAUGUAGAAACGACGAACCUCGAAUCGCAAACAAUACGAAAGGAUCCAUCGCGAACAACGAAUUUCUGCAAAUCUAUUAUGAAUCGUACAUAUCGCUAGUUUGAGAUGAAGCAAAACGUAACAAAAAGUCAACGAUAAUUAUCGUCACGUAAAAAAAAACUUCUUUUUGUACUCGAAAUAAACAUUUUUUGCGUAUAAUUUCACUAUAUCAGUAAUAAAAUGUUACAUUCUGUAACAAUAUAGUAAUAGAUUCUUUCCAAAGGACAAUUCGAUAAAGUUCUUUAAGCAUUUUAAUAUCAGAUUAAAAUUCUUAAAAUUCUGUUUUUUGUCCAAAUUUUAAUUCGCGAAAAAGACAUACAUUUCUCUUGACGUAUGUCACGAAGAAGAGAUGCACUUGAUAUCUCAUACUCGACAUCGUAAAACACAGCCGGCAGAGACGGAUAGGGAACUUGAAGGCUGGCCUGAAUUUGAUCUCGGAGAAAUCGAGAGACGGUACAUUGGUGAAUCGUGGAGAGUGCAUCGAUGAUGAGACGCAGACGAGCGCGGAGAAGAGAGGCAUUUGAUAGGCAUGUGACAUGGCAUACGAUCAAUAUAUACGACAAAACCGUUCAAAGGAGUGUCGACGGUUCUCUCAGCGCAGAUAAAGGCCGUACAAUGGAAAAGAAAAGGAAAAAGGAUUAUAGGAAACAAACAAAGUCUGUAUACACCAUGGAAGACCAGUUGUAAAAAACGUCGGCGAAUAGUCACGAUCUUAUUUGCGAAAUGCUUCACGAGUUCGUAAAAGCCGUGCACGAACGGCCUAUAAUAGCGAACGAAUUGUUAAGCAGUAACGGUUUAUGGACGAUCAUUGCGAUAGAUACGAGAUACAUGCGAUGCAACAUGGAAACGUGACUCAGAAAUGUUUCUGAGUCAUCUUACAUAUUACGCAGCGAAUGAGGAGGAAGUAAUUUUUUCGCAAAUGACAAUUAUCUCAGAUAUGAAAAUGUAUAACAACAUUUAAGGCGUUCAUGAAAAUUAA